This is a messenger RNA of Nelumbo nucifera (sacred lotus), 1530 nucleotides long. RefSeq names its product 1,8-cineole synthase. Lineage: Eukaryota; Viridiplantae; Streptophyta; Magnoliopsida; Proteales; Nelumbonaceae. The record is from RefSeq and is a predicted model, not a curated record.
AAUUCCGGGGUGCCGUAUUGUUUAGACCGCGAUUCGAAGACCGUGUGCUUGUGUGUGGCUCUCUCAUCCAACUUCCAAAUACCUCCGCAACAUGUCAUUAGAUUCAUUGCUUGCUGUUUAGCACUUUCCCUUCUUUAAAACCAACACCAGCGGAGGGAGAAGACUCAGACAUUCAGACCAGAACCAGGUAGAUAGGAUAGGAUGACGAUGGAGAACUCAACUACCGCUAUGGCUCCUUUUCUUCUUCGGAAUUUGAUAACCUCUAUAUUCAUCUUCGCUGAUAAAUCCCUUCUCAAUUUAUCAGAAAGAUAUAAGCUUCUCCAAUUCAUUCGCUACCUUCUUAUCCAACUUCUCUUAUUUUUUUUUCGUUUCCUACCUUCUAUCUUUCCUUCCUUAAUUGCUAAAUCAGCGGUCGACUUUCCUCUCAAAUCCCACCACGUUAAGCGGGAAUUCCCGACCCAGGGAGACUCCGGUAUCGCUCGAGCACUCUCUCAGAUUCUGUCCAUCAUCAACGAUAUCCCAGUCAGCUCCCGCAAAUAUGAAACGGUUCGAAACUUAGCUGAAAAUCUCAUCGACGAAAAUCUCCGGGAAGGAUGCGAGUCGCUGAGAAAAGUCAACCAAUCGGUUCUAUCGACGGCGUUCGCCAGGACUCUUUGCCUGCUCGAAAGGGCGAUGUCAGAGCAAGAGCGAGAGCAGUUCGAUGGGGUUGAUUACUCGUUGAAUCGGGUUUUGAGAGUAGUCCGGUCGUUGGGCGACGGGGCCAGAGCCCGCCUCGGGGUCGGGGGAUCGAGGGAGGACAUGUUGCCUCCCGGAGCUUCUGCCGAAAAGUUGGCUGCCGAGCUGCUCUGGUUGGCAGAAAAAUUAGCGGCUUGCAGGAGUGCAGAAGAAGCCGUAUGGCGAUGGGGAUCAGCUUCAGACUUGGCUCGCCUCGCUCUUUCGGCGCCGCCGCGACUUCAGGGCUCUCUGGUCAAGGUAUCUGCAUUUUUGUUCAAGCACGUCAAAGAAUUGGGAGAUGGAGAAGAAGUCAAAGACGAUAAAGACAAGAGAGAGAAAGAGGAGGGAAGGAAGAUGAAGAUACUAAUGACCUGGUUGCCAUUGUUGUGCCGUGCAAGCAAUGGAACUGAUGCACCGAUACUGAGUGCCAAAGAAAGAGAAGAAGUGCAGAAAGUAUUGGAAGAGACAAUAGAGAUGUUGAACCGGGAGGAAGAGCAGGAACAAGUGUUGGCUCUCUGGCUCGACCACUUUAUCUCUUGCCCCAACUCAGAUUGGCCCAAUCUGCAGGCCUGCUAUGUUCGAUGGUGUGAUGCAUCCCGCAAAGACUUGCUUCUACACUGAAUUGAAGUAGUGGUUACGUAGAUUAAUUUCUACUACCCCUUAAUUCCUUCCCAUUUGCACACAAAUUCUAGGGAAAUUUCUCAUACUAGGAUUACUCUAUUAUUCUCCUUGAAUAAUAAGAUAUAUAUACCUGUCAUUUCCUAAAUUUCAUCCGUUAAUUAAUUAUAUGGUUGAUCAAUAAUGAUCUUUGUAUAA